CUGGCAUCAACUAACCCGUCUAGCCGAUUUCUCUUUUAGUGGCGAGAGGUCAACAACAAUGAACUUCGAGAAUUCGUAGAAUUUUCAUCAAGUUAUAUGACUAAAUGUACUCCACCAGUUCUGGGCAAGAGCCAAUCGAGCGCGGGCGUUCCGGCGAUCGGUCAGGAGAUAUAAAAGAGCUCGCCACAUGGAACAGUGAUUACAGUUUAUUUCAACGCAAGAAUCGAAACGCCGCGAGUAGACUCAACGCGAUAUAAGAAAAAGAAGAAAGAAAACCAUACAGAAAGAUAGAAAGAGAGAGAGGAAGAGAAAGAUAGAGAGAGACAAAGAGAGAGAGAGAGAGAGAAAGAAAAAAAUACCUAGUCACGUUGACGUUGCGUUUUUCCUAAACGCGAGCGCUCGAGAAAGAGAAAGAAAAAGAAGUAAAACCUUCUGUUUUAUCACAAACACGAUAAACUAGACACGUCAGGUGUAGACAUAGAGAAAGGAGGAUGAAAAACGUGUGGGGGUUGUACUGGUACGUUCUCUGUGUCGCCAUUGUUCGCGUUUCAACAUAUUCUGUGAAUAAAAAUAACCAAACACAAUCUGAUCUUGAAGCUUUUUCUACCGAUUAUAUCAUCAAAGAUUUGUCACCAGUUAAAUUUGUUGGUGUGGAUAGAAGUCUGGAAAAUUUCGAUGAUGAGCCAAUCCAAAGAAAAAAUGCAAAAGAACCUUUAAUUUUGGAACCUGACGCAGAAAUGUUACCACCUAAUUACAAAGGUGUUAUACCACCUGGCGUUGAUCACAUGGAACUUGUUCUUGGUGAACCACAAGUAAUGGCUACCGAUUCGAAGGCUAUUAAAUACAUGUUUUCAAAUCAAGGAGUAAGGAAUGAAAAGGGUCGUAAGAAAACGGUUAAAUUUGAAAAGAGCUUAAAGGGUGAGAAAGAAAACGAGAAACAGAAGAAAGAUUAUGCCGAAGCGGUUGGCAAAAAGAAAGCACAUACCGUCAUUAAAAACAAUUUUAGUGGUCGAAAGGAUCAGGCAUUCAACGAGAAAGGUGGAAGCUAUGAGAUUGAAGGUAAUCGCAAUAAAGGUCACAACGCUGCUGGCUUCCACAAUGUUUAUCAUAAAGACGAAUACAAAAAAGAUGCCAAUUUUUAUGACAACGAUCAUCAAGGUGGACAGUUCAAGAAACACGGAAGAUAUGGCGAGAAGCACGAUUCUCUCGAACGUUCCUACAAGAAAGGCUUAGGUCACGAUUCAGCGUUCGAUUUGGCUGAAGCCAAAAAAGAAGGAAAAUCGAAGAAGUCUCGGGUCAAUGAAGAAACCCAAGGUCAUGUUGCUGCGCAAGGCUACGAUGGCUUCUUUCAUAAUCUUGAUGAAUUCGUUAAAAAAGUAGGACUUGCUAAGGAUUAAAAGUACUCACUGAUAGACAUGGAUGCAUUUUAAUAAGGUGUAUUCUAUUAUUGUUGUAUACAUGAUUAAAGAUCGUAGACUCAAGUAUUAUUGUUUAUUAAAGAGAUUUAUAUUUAUUUAUUACACGUUGCUAGAUAACAUUUACAUCUUAAUUAAUGAAAUGAUAAAUCUUUAAAAUAUGUGUUCUAAUUCUUCUCGUUCGAUAACGAUAAGUUACAAAAAAUGUAUUUUAUAGCAUUUACGUAUACUGUAAACGAUUAGAAUAUUUGUAGACGAUACAUGUAUUGCACGUAUAAAGAUUAGAAAGAUAUUAUAA
Vespa mandarinia (Asian giant hornet) is the source of this 1713-nucleotide messenger RNA. RefSeq lists its product as uncharacterized. NCBI's taxonomy places the organism in Eukaryota, Metazoa, Arthropoda, Insecta, Hymenoptera, Vespidae. The record is from RefSeq and is a predicted model, not a curated record.